ACAUCAGAAAAUGCACACAGGGGAGAAACCCUAUCAAUGUAGCGAGUGUGAGGAAACCUUUAUCAGUAAAACAGUUCUUACAGUACAUUGGAGAACUCAUACAGGGGAGAAACCCUACGCAUGUAUCGAGUGUAAGAAAACUUUCUGCCGUAAGUCUCACCUAACUGUUCAUCAGAGAACCCACAUGGGAGAAAAACCAUAUGAGUGUUAUGAAUGUGGGAAAUCUUUCUCUGUAAAAACCAAACUCACUGUGCAUCUGAGAACACACACAGGGGAGAAGUCCUAUGAAUGCAAUGAGUGUAGGAAAUCCUUUUACCAGAAGUCAGCCCUCACUGUACAUCAAAGGAUUCACAAUAGAGAGACACAUCAUGAAUGCAAUGAUUGUGGUAAAACCUUCUGUAAGAAGUCCAUUCUCACUGCACAUCAGAGAACUCACACAGGGGAGAGACCUUAUGAAUGUCAAGAAUGUGGGAAAUCCUUUGGCCAUCACCCAGCUCUUACCGUACAUCAGAGAACUCAUACAAGAGAUAAACCUUAUAAAUGUAACGAAUGUGGGAAAUCUUUCUGUGUAAAGCCAAAGCUCACUGUGCAUCUGAGACUUCACACCGGUGAGAAACCAUAUGAAUGUAAGGAAUGUGGGAAAACUUUCAACCAGAUAUCAAAACUCACUGUACACCAGAGAACUCACACAGGUGAGAAACCUUAUAAAUGUAACGAAUGUUGGAAGACCUUUUGUGAGAAGUCAACUCUCAAUAGGCAUCAGAGAACUCACACAGGAGAGAAGCCCUAUGGAUGCAAAGAAUGUAGGAAGACUUUCUACCAGAAGUCAGCCCUGACUGUGCAUCAGAGAACUCACACAGGAGAGAAGCCCUAUGGAUGUAAUGCAUGUGGGAAAACCUUCUGUCAGAAGUCACACCUCAGCAAACAUCAGAGAACUCACACUGGGGAGAAGCCAUGUGUGGCAGAGACUGGUGAUAUGUACACCAAAACUCACUUUCUCUUUGUGUUGGGCACACAGUUCGCCUGCAUUUCUCGGCUCCCGUUUACUGUGGGUGGAAGCACGUAAUUGAGCUCUGGCCAAGAGAUCAUGAACACAAAUUAUGAACAUUACUUCCAUGCCUGGCCACAAAAACACUUACUUGCCUUUGCUGAUUUUUCAUUCCUUGUGCUCUGGAAUGCAUAUUACCCACAGGUGUGUUUUUGGAGCCACAUGGUGAAGAUGGCAACCAGGACUUAAGGCAGAAAGGACUGACUGGGGAGGGCAAAGAUCUUCCCAACGCUGCCUCACAAAUCUUCACCUGCACUUACCUGAGGGAGAAGUAGUCACUGUUG
Molecule: messenger RNA, 1332 nt
Organism: Neogale vison (American mink)
Lineage: Eukaryota; Metazoa; Chordata; Mammalia; Carnivora; Mustelidae
Product: zinc finger protein 33B-like
Exons: 1
Coding region: 11-1066 (351 amino acids)
Source: RefSeq, a predicted model, not a curated record